ACGUCCACUUUCUCAGAGGGCAGAUUAGAGGUUUGUUCGCGUCGCAUACUCCAAUAAACACCAAGAGCACUUGGAUCACGGAUAAAAAGUGGCGAUUGGAGCAGAUGAGUUUUUGGAGUGCGUUGGAGUGAUCAGGAGCAUGGUGGGGCAUGCGACGCGAACAAACUUUAGGAGUUAGGACAGGUGUCCCCGUCCCCCGAAGCGUGAUGGCCGCUCUCAGGUUAGGUUUCUUUCUGGUUGAGAUAUGAAAAUACGAAGCCGGUGACGGCGGUGACGAGCUCACGAGUGAACAGGAGAAAAGUUGUUUAAAUACAUGUAUAUACAUCUGUCUUGUACUUUAUAAAAAUGGAUAGCAGUGUAACUAACGAUGCAACAAUGGGACCUGAAUUAAUAAAAAGUUACCAGCAGAUAUUGCUUAACAAUGUGUUUGCACAGAAACUUGAGCAAAAUGAAAAACACACCAAGACACUAACCGAUUACAAGAAUAGGCACAAAAAGGUAAUAGAGGGACUUGAAGUAUAUCCGUUAUCUGUCUCUGAGAAUUGUAUGGUGCCCAUCGGCAAGCGGGCAUUUAUGAAAGGAAAAUUAACUCAUACUAACGAAGUCUUGGUAUUUUUGGGAGAUGGCUACUUUGCCAAAUACAGCGCAUCACAAGCGAUCGCAUUGUGCAACAGGAGAAUAGCAUGGGCGGAUGAAAUGCUGAAGAGUUUAGAAACUGAGAGGAACUUGUACGAAAUGAGACAAUAUCUUCCAUUGGGACAUGAUGUUUUUGGAAAAGAGGAUGGAAAAGAUAUCGUGGAACAUUGGACUGAGAAUAAGCUUGAUGAGUGGAGAGUACAACAUAGAGAGCGUGAGAAAGAGUAUCAUCAGAAAUUAGCAAAGUUGAAAGCAAAGGAAAAGACUGACAUUCGUACCGAGAAAGAUAUUUUCAAGAGACUUGACGAAUUAGAGAUAGAAGAGGAAUUAGAAGAGGAAAUUUACAGAUUGGAAGCUGAACAAAAAGAAUUUUAUGGCGAUGAUUUGAAAGACGGCGAAGCUUAUGAUGAAUCGGAAGAGGAUACAUCUGAUUCCGAUCAAAUUACAACAGAAAUAAUUCAGGAGGAAUUAGAGAAGCUGAAAAAUAUCCAAGCGAGCAGAAUUACAAGUAGUACAUCGAAUAUCACUUCUGAUGCGGCUCAAGAUAAAAUUUUUGACACAAAUACUACGAAGAAUGAGGAAUCUCAUCCUACUGCAAAUUUUAUUCAAGACACAUUAACGGAGAGUUGUUCGCCUGAAAAAGGAACUGAGGAAGUGUCUAAAGACACAAGUACAAAGGAAAGAAGGAGGAUAUCGUUCGCUGAACCAUGUGUUAUAGAAGACGAAGGCAAUGCAGAAGAAGAAAUAUCAAUACCUCAGGAAGCUUGUUCUGUUCUAAAGCAAGAAGAUACAUAUGAAAUCUCUGAAGAUGAAGGUGACACCGUUAGGAUCGAAUUUUCACAUUCAUCCCAUAUUCCAGAUUUGAUUGAAUCAAAUGAUACGGAGAUACAAAGCCCGAUAGAUAUUUAUAAAAUGUUUAGUACUCUUAAGUCUAUUUUGAAAAGAUCUCCAAAUGAUAUGAUUUAUGAUCGAGUUGCUCCUUUAAACGAGUAUAGUAGUACAGAUACAGAAGAUGAGGACGAAUACGUUAAUUCUGCAUAUAGUUCUGUAAUCCAAGAGAAAGUUCAAGAAAGUAAAAUAUCGCCAGUGAAUGACGUUUCGGUAAAGAAAGAUGAAAAAAGAAUUGUAAGUAGGUUCAAACUUGAACGAGCCGGAAGAAAGAAGUGACUUGUAAAUAUAUGUUGAAUACAUAUUGAAAUUAAAAUUUAUUUUCGCAAUACA
This is a messenger RNA of Temnothorax curvispinosus, 1857 nucleotides long. RefSeq names its product unconventional prefoldin RPB5 interactor-like protein. Bases 346 to 1803 code for a protein of 485 amino acids. The transcript is spliced from 6 exons. The record is from RefSeq and is a predicted model, not a curated record. Gene Ontology annotation, molecular function: chromatin binding; transcription corepressor activity; phosphatase inhibitor activity. Gene Ontology annotation, biological process: negative regulation of transcription by RNA polymerase II; negative regulation of phosphatase activity. NCBI's taxonomy places the organism in Eukaryota, Metazoa, Arthropoda, Insecta, Hymenoptera, Formicidae.